Messenger RNA from Cryptomeria japonica (Japanese cedar), 1191 nucleotides. Its product is annotated as probable carboxylesterase 120. The coding region runs from base 97 to 1032 and encodes 311 amino acids. Gene Ontology annotation, molecular function: hydrolase activity. Lineage: Eukaryota; Viridiplantae; Streptophyta; Pinopsida; Cupressales; Cupressaceae. The record is from RefSeq and is a predicted model, not a curated record. The transcript is spliced from 2 exons.
GGUUGUUGCAGAGCAUGUGCCAAGACUAAGCCUAAAGCUGUAUAAUUUCCUCCAUACAUUACACAGAUACUAAGUUAUUGUGUAAACAGAGUAAGAAUGGAAGUUGUGGGAGAAGUAGAUGGGUUGAAGGUCUAUUCAGAUGGCUCUCUGCAGCGCCAUGAAAGUUCCACACUGCCUGCAUCUCCACAUUUCACUGACGGCGUUGCUUCAAAGGAUGUCGUUAUAAAUCAGAAAACCAGCGUCUGGGCUCGCAUAUUCAAACCGGAAACCGCUGCUCAAAUUUUGCCUUUACUGAUCUAUUUUCAUGGAGGAGGGUUCUUAACUGCGCCUGUGUCUAUACAGCACCCUGACUGUACCAUUGACCAUACGUUGCCCUUAACUGGUUCCACAAAGGACGUAGAAACUGUCAAUUUUCUUUGCAAGGUGUGCAAGAACGCAGACGUAAUGAUUGUGUCGGUGGAUUACAGGCUGGCGUGGACGCACCCGCUCCCUACGGCGUACGAUGACUGUACGGAGGCAGUGAAAUGGACCGCGAAGUCGCCGGAUGAGUGGCUGUUGCCUUCCGUCGUGGAUUUUAAGCGGUGUUUUUUGGGCGGAGUGAGCGCCGGAGCAAAUAUCGUUCACAACGUCGGACUGCGCGUUGCUGGCGUGGACAUGAGUCCGUUGGUGGUGAAGGGAAUGAUCUGUAUUCACCCCUUCUUUGGGGGUGAGAAAAAGCUUGCCAAUGAGGAUCCAGUGAUUUUUGAACUAGUCUGCAAACCCAUCUGGUGGAUGGUUCUCCCGCAGGGGUCCACCAGAGACCAUCCAUUCUGUAAUCCGACGGUUUCGACCCCGAAGCCUGCCUUGAAAUUACCGCCGGUUUUGGUAGCCCUUGCAGGAAUGGAUGAACUUAAAUGGAGAGGAGAUAUGUUUUAUAACCAUCUCAAGAAAAGCGGAAAGGAGGCGGAAAGAAUGAUGGACAAAAAUGCAUCCCAUGCUUGUUACACACAGCAUCUGAUAGACACUAUUUCCGAAUUCAUUAAAUGCCAUUAAAUCACUUGUCAUGAUGUUAUAUCAUCCAUAGUAUAGUAGUUUCGCCCACCACAAUGUUAUAUUAUCCAUAGCAUAGUAGUUUUGCCCACCACAAUGCCUGUUCUAGCCGCACUGCUAUCUUGUUCUACCUAUGAAAAUAAGAUAUAUUAUGAUACACAA